GUUCAUGAUGCAAAGGUGACUUUACAUCAUGAUUACGUCCCUGCAUUUUCCAGCAACCUUGGACACCACCGUAUUGAGCGAUAUCGACGAGGCGGACUGGUCGAUUUCCAAGGGGAUCCCCCUCAUUUUGCGGACAGUGGGUUGUCGCUCCUAGUCACCCGACUCCCACUUUCUGCCAGCUCAGGCAGUGUUCUGUUGGGAUCUAGUGAGAGCAAGAAAAUGGAAAUGGAUCCGAAGGAAAUCACAGAAGGUACGGGUUUCCAACUAACCGUUCAGAAUGAGAUGACCGACCCUGCUUUGCUCCAACAGGAAGGCGCUCCUGUGAAAGCUGAUGGAUCUGACAAAACAGCGCUGCAUCUGGCAAUAAAAAACAAUGAUAUUAAUAUGGUAUCUGCACUACUGCAGAAAGGCUCUAAAAAUACUAAGAACAAAGAUUACCGAGCCGCUCUGCACUUGGCAGCCAAAUCCGGAGCUACUAAAAUCGCUUCGUUGUUGAUUAGAAAAGGCGCUGAAGUCAACUCGGUGGACAAAGGUUACACGGCUCUCCAUUGGGCCGCAGAGAAAAAUCAUAAAGACGUUGUUACUGUGUUGCUGCAAAAUGGCGCUGACAAGAAUCUUAAGACUUCGGAAGGCACAGCGCUGGAUAGAGCUGCAGCAGGUGGCGCCACCGAAGUCGCCUCUUUCCUUCUUCAGGACACCGAUCGUCCUUCAAGCGACGGCUGGUGGAGACUGGCACUGCGUAAUGCACUUCACAGCGGGGCGACCGAGAUAGUUUCUAUGCUCAUCAAGAAAGGCGCUGACGUUCGCACUACUUACAAAAAUCGGUGGACUACCCUGCACGUUGCUGUAAGUGGCAAUGCACCCAGCGCACGGUUGAUUUCCUUGCUGCUGGAGAAAGGAGUAAAUGUAAACGCAAAAACCAAAUCCGACAGCACGGCACUACACUUGGCUGUAGAAGCUGGCGCCACCGAUGUGAUUACCUUCCUACUGCAGAAUGGCGCUGAUUUAUUCGCAAUGGACUCUCAAAAUAGGAUGGCACUGCAUUUAGCCGCAGAGAAUGGCGCAGUCGACGUUGUCUCUUCACUGCUGGAGAGUGGUGCCGACGUGAAGGCGAGGGGCGAAAUGAUGAUGACAGCCUUGCACUACGCUUCCAAGAAAGGUUUCGUAAAAGUCGUCAACCUGUUGCUCAACAAUGGUGCGAAGGUGCUGGUAAAAGACAGCAAACACCGAACACCGUUGCACUACGCGGCAGAGGCGCGAGCGGACGACGUAGCUACGCUGCUGUUACUGAACAAAGCAGACGUACAUGCAAAAGAUAUACUCGGUUGCACGCCGUUGCAUUUCGCAAUCGAUAAAGAUGCUGCACGUGUCGUCACGCUGUUAAUUUAUUACGGUGCUGAUGUCAAUGUGCAAUGCAAUGGCAGUAACACACCUCUACAACUAGCGGCUAGAAAUGGCAAUCAUCACAUCGUAUCUCUGUUGUUGCGAAAGGACACCAACGUCAAUGCAGCGGGCGUUGGUGGUGAGACAGCAUUGCACUUGGCCACUAGGAAGAGUGCUACAGAUAUCGUUUGCCUCUUGCUGCAAAAUGGAGCUAACAUUGAUUCCAAGGAUUCAAAUGAAAAAACACCAUUGCACGUCGGUGCUGAACAAGCAUCUGUUGACACUGUCGCCCUUCUUUUGCAGAACAACGCUGAUGUGAAUGCGAAGGACGCAUCGGGGCGCACAGCUUUGCACUUUGCCGUGGGAAAAGGUGCCGGUGAUGUUACGUCAAUGCUUCUGGCUAAAAACGCCGACGUUAACGCUAGAGACGGAAAGAAAAGGACAGCACUGCAUUUAGCGACCGAGAACUGCAGCCGUAAUAUCGUUCUCAUACUCCUGGAAAAUAAUGCAGACGUGAAUGUUAAAGAUGAAAACAGUAAGACGGCUCUCCACUUCAGUGUCGAGAAGAAUAAUGUUAACAUCACAUCGAUGCUCUUGCAAAAGAAUGCAGUCGUUGACGCCAAGGACGAAAAGAGUAGGACGGCUCUGCACUUAGCAGUGGGGAAGAACAACGUUAAAAUCGUUUCUUUGCUACUGGAAAAGAAUGCUGAUAUUGACGCCAAAGAUGAACAGGGAAAGACGGCACUGCAUUUAGCCACUGAGAAAAGGGCUACCGAAGUUGUGGCGCUGCUACUGGAGAAGGGCGCCGAUGUUCUUGCGAAAGACAAUAGAGAGAAAACGGCCCUACAUUUAGCCUCUGAGAGCAAUGCGCGAGAAAUCGUCUCCCUGCUCUUGCAAAAGAACUUCAACCCUAACGCGAAGGACAAAAAAAGAAGGACGGCUUUGCAUUACGCCGUUGCGACAGGCGCUACUAACAUCGCCUUGACCCUCCUGGAAAAUGACGCCGACAUUGACGCGAAAGAUGAGAAAAGAAUGACGCCGUUGCACUUUGCCACAGAGAAGGGCGCCAUUGACAUUGUUAGAAAGCUCCUGGAAAAGAAGGCGGACGUCGACGCAAAAGAUGAGAAGAAAAGAACUGCACUGCACAUGGCUUCUGCUAGAGGAGCUGUCGACAUCGUGUCUCUGCUGGUUGCUAACGAUGCUGAUAUCAACGCUAGGGAUGAAGAGGGAAAAACAGCUCUUCAUUGCGCCAGACCUUCAUCAGCGUCACGCUCUUGUAUCGAAGUUCUUCUGGCAGCAGGUGCCCUGGUAGAUGUUACAGAUAAUGAUGGAAUGACACCUCUACACCGAGCAGCGAUGGGUAAUGAUCAAGAAGGUGUGCAAGCAUUGUUGCGGGCUGGAGCUAGCGAGACUUCAGUGGACAACAAAGGGAAGACCCCCUCUGAUGUUGCAAGAUCACUUUCUCUCCGAAAACAACUGAAUACAUCAAGACUGAUCAUAUUUACUGAUAGGGAGAACACUGCACAUUGA
This is a messenger RNA of Gryllus bimaculatus (two-spotted cricket), 2913 nucleotides long. NCBI's taxonomy places the organism in Eukaryota, Metazoa, Arthropoda, Insecta, Orthoptera, Gryllidae. The record is from the annotation of a GenBank genome assembly.